UGCCUGAAAACGCUAUCGACACAUCACUGUUGACGCAAGAGACGAAAACUACGGAGAUAAAGUCUAGUGAGAGGUGGAAGGCUCUCUCGCUCUACUCGGGCGACCUUGAGUGGGACCUGUGAACGGCAGGAUAAAAGGCAGCCGACUUCCUUUGAUAUCGACCCCAUCUGCACCUUGCGCAGAGAUGCCACUACCACGACUGUCCGCAAAUCCCACGCGGAUAAAGAACUUUAUCCAUGGAUUCCAAGGAUUUGUCAUAUUCAUCGCAUGGGCUAUGACCGUGGCCAUUUUCACAAGGACUGGUUCUAACGAUGGGAGGAUAGAUUGGUACUUUGCACUGUGUUGGGUUACGAUCCCCGCGUUGAUCUACUUGGUCGGUGUCCCGAUGUUUCCUCGUGCUCGGCGGUUCGGUAAUGUCUACGCCUUCGCGACGAUCGACUGCCUGUUCACCAUCCUAUGGUUCUCCGCCUGGGUAUGUACUGCUUCCUAUGUCGCUGAAGGGAAGUCCAAGGGCGAAUCGGACAGCAAGAAUAGCAAGGACAAAACCAAGGAAAACAAGACUGGUUGCGAUGCCUUUGCGUAUGGCAGCCCUGGCAAAUGCAAACUGGCCACGGGUACUACGAUCGUUGGUGUCGUUAUCUUCCUCGCCUUCGUCGGGACCAGUCUACUCUCUAUGCGAAAUGUUUCUCACUUCCGUCGCACGGGAACUAUGCCUGAUACUAUCUCGGAUCCGACAUUCGCUGCUCAGACCAAAGCGGCUUUCUCGUCGAAUCCUGCCCAUGACUUCGACGAGGAAGAGGACGAGUUCCGUUCUGGACGCGUCAAUGAUGCGGCGUCUAGUUCUCGUCUGGAUGGCGACGAGGACUAUGCCCUUCUGCAACAGAGUGAAAUAGAUGACCUCGGUUCGCAUGCUGGAGCUGGAGUCAGUGGAGCAUAUGACCCCACCGCUCCUGCUCCCGGAGGAGUGAUGCAUGAUUAUGACACGAGCUAUGGUGGUGCUUACGGACAGCAUUGGGCGCCUCCUGCAACUUCAGAAUACGGACACUGAUGUCUCCUUCGACAUGGCGAGAUGUCCGUUUCCCAGACGACUAUGAAGCGAUGUUUUCAACUAGUAUCUCCUUUUCUGGUUUCUCUCUAUAUCUCCUUGUUUACCUGUGAUCAAACUACGGCGGUGUAUGUACAACGGUCCAGUGUCAUAUUUGUUCUUGCAUGUUCUC
Messenger RNA from Paecilomyces variotii, 1217 nucleotides. RefSeq lists its product as hypothetical. The record is from RefSeq and is a predicted model, not a curated record. The transcript has 3 exons. The coding region runs from base 185 to 1048 and encodes 287 amino acids. NCBI's taxonomy places the organism in Eukaryota, Fungi, Ascomycota, Eurotiomycetes, Eurotiales, Thermoascaceae.